Molecule: messenger RNA, 1377 nt
Organism: Miscanthus lutarioriparius
Lineage: Eukaryota; Viridiplantae; Streptophyta; Magnoliopsida; Poales; Poaceae
Source: the annotation of a GenBank genome assembly
AUGCCGGAGCGCCAGAGCGGCGGACCCUCAUCCCUUCCCCUUAACCUCACCAUGGCGGCAAUGCCGGACGCGGACCGCGCGGCCAUGACGGCGCCGCUGCUCCCACGGCCCGCGUACCUGACAGCCUCCUUCUCCUCCUCCUCCUUCGCGUCCUUCUCCUCGUCCUCCUCCUCCACCUCCUCCACCACCUCCUCACCCCCCUCCGCUUUCCCGCCGCCCGCCGCGAUGCCGCCGAUGCCGCAGCCGCACGGCCCGUGCAAGGCGCUGGCGGUGCUGCGGGACCACGCGGGCUCCGUCUCCAGCCUCUCCCUCUGCGGGGAGUUCCUGCUCAGCGCGUCCACGGGCGGUGACAUCGUGGCGUGGCAGCAGCCCGACCUGCGGCGCUUCGCGCGGUUCGGCCACGGCGAGAACGGCGGCUCCGUCAAGGCGCUGGCGGCCACGGGCGGGCGGGUCUUCUCCGCGCACCAGGACGGCCGCGUCCGCGUCUGGCGCGUCUCCCGCCGCUCCCGCUCCGAGAACGCCUUCAAGCUCGUCGCCGCGCUGCCCACCGCCAGGGACUACCUGGGCCGGGUGUUCCGCCAGGCCAGCUACGUGCAGACGACGGCGCGGCGCAGCCACCGGCGCCUCUGGAUCGAGCACGCCGACAGCAUCUCCUGCCUCGCCGUCGCCGCCACCGUGCACGACGCCGCGCUGCUCUACUCCGGGUCGUGGGACCGCACGCUCAAGGUCUGGCGCAUCGCCGACCUCAAGUGCCUCGAAUCCAUCCGCGCCCACGACGACGCCAUCAACGCCGUCGCCGCCGACGCCGGCGUCGUCUACUCGGCAUCCGCCGACGGCCGCGUCAAGGCCUGGGAGAAGGGCAAGGCGUCGCAUUUCCUCCAGGGCGUCCUCGUCGCCCGCGACGGCGUCUCCUGGAACGCGCUCGCCGUCGCCGCCGCCGACCGCAGGGUCUACGCAGCGGGCUCCGACGGCCACGUCGCCGGCUGGGACCGCCUCGGCGGCAGGACCGCCGCGCGCUGGACCCUCGCGUGCGAUGUCAAGGCGCACGACAUGGCCGUGCUGUGCCUCUGCGUCGUCAGGGACCUGCUCUGCACCGGCUCCGCCGACAAGACCAUCGGCCUGUGGCGCUGGCAGAGCGGCGGCGAGCUGGCCAAGUUGGGCGUCGUUGCAGGCCACGAGGGCCCCGUCAAAUGCAUCCAGGCGUCCUGGUGCAGGCUCAGCAAUGGCUGCAUGGUCUACAGCGGGAGCCUUGACAAGACCAUCAGAGUUUGGUGGGUGCCCGGUGCUUUGCAGGAUGGCAAUGGCAACGAGCAGCAGCAAGAAAAGAGCUUCAAGGAUCAGAAUCAGAAUGAGAAGGCUUCUUUGUUCUUGAGAUGA